AGUUUCUUCACAGAGUCAACACACGAGAGGCGUUUAAGCGAAAACGGAAAGCACACACUGGGAAAAAGAAAAUUCGAUACUCUUUCGUCAUUUCUUCACUCACCACCUUGGAUCCUUCUUUUUUUUCCCUUUCUUUCUUUCAAUCUCCAGCUUUCAACUCGUUUGUCCUUCGACGUUCAAAUUUAUCGCAUCUUUUUGCGGGGGGGCUUUUUGAGCUGUUGACUCACCUCCGCCGGACUGCUUGCUAUUGAAGCAAAGCGGAAGGUGGGGCAAUUUUUCAACCCAGCAAGCACAUUAGUUAUUUCUAUUAAGAGUUUCUACAAAUAUUACCGCCAUAGCAACGGGAAGAUGGACGCUCAGGUGGAAAAUGCCGUUCAGAUUGCGUAUAAUCCUGGUGCCGACCCACAAAUCAAGAGACAGGCUAUGACCUUUCUAGAGCAGGUAAAGCAGUCAUCGGAUGCCUGGCAGGUCUGUCUCCCCUUGUUUGCACGGGAUCCGAAACCCACCGAGAUCGUUCGCCACUUUUGCCUUGACGUCCUGAAUAUUGCCGUUCGGCGCCGGUUCCAUCAAACCGACGACCAGAGCCUCAAUUACAUUCGGGAGACCCUGAUGGAUUAUAUCAGGCGGUCAUACUUUACAGGGUCCGGCGCCCCUGACUCCCCCGGAAUUCAAAACAAAUUGACACAAACUCUGACAUCUCUCUUUGUCUCCAUGUACACGACAACCUGGGGAAGCUUCUUUGAUGAUAUGCUUACUCUGACUUCUUCCUCUAGUGAGGCUAAUGCUCAGGGGAAUCGAGACAAUUACUUGGGCGUAGUGUUCUUCUUGCGCAUCGUGGCUAGUGUGCACGAAGAGGUUGCGGAUAUCCUCGUCCCACACACUAUGGAGGAGGCCCAGAGAAACACUCAAAUCAAGGAUGUUGCUCGUGAACGUGAUGUGAGAAAGCUAGUGGUGGCUUGGCAAGAAAUUCUGGCCCAGUGGAAUGGGAGUGAUAAAGGCAUUGUAGAGAUGUGUCUAAGAGUUGUCGGUCGAUGGGUUAGCUGGAUUGACAUAUCGUUGGUUGUCAAUGAAGUCUUACUCGGAAUGCUGUAUAACUUUAUACUCGGCGAAUCUAGAGUAAGAGACGCUGCUAUAGUGACUUUGGCCGAUAUUGUCGGAAAGAGGAUGAAAGGCACUGAUAAACUAGAACUAAUUGUCUUUCUGAAGCUUGGGGAAAUUGUGGAGACCUUGGUCAAUUCGCCUGCGUUGCAAGCUCAUGGGCAACCAACAUACGACCUUGAACUUGCCGAAGGUGUGGCCAGACUAGUCAAUAAUGUGACGACUGAUAUCUUGAGAAUAUUGAAUGAUGAUUCUCUUGAUAUCCAGGUUAAACAACGGGCUGAGGAGCUUUUCCAGCCUUUCUUUCCGUUUCUCCUUCGCUUCUUUAGCGACGAAUGGGACGAGGUUUCGCAUGCCGUUUACCCCUCUAUGCUUGACCUUCUUAGUUUGCUUAGAAAGGAGAAGCGUAUUACCGGGACUCUUUCGCAUGCUCAUAGUCUGAUGCUAUCACCCAUACUUAAUGCGAUUGUUUUAAAAGCGAAAUAUGAUGAAGAUUCAGUUUGGGGAGGUGAAGACGACGAUGAAGCUGAUGAGGCCGAGUUCCAAGCACUCCGAAAACGAUUGAAGACUUUGCAGGACACUGUUGCCGCCAUUGACGAACAACUUUACAUCAAUACAUUAUCCAGCCUUAUCGGUACCACAUUUGAUAGAGUGGCGGAGGGUGGAGUUGCUGCUGCUGAUUGGCGAGAGGUUGACUUAGCCAUGUACGAGAUGUUUCUCUUUGGAGAAUUGGCUAUGAGGAGCGGUGGCAUGUUCAAUAAGGGGCGGCCACAGGGGCUAGCGGCGGAGGCUCUAAUCAGCCUAAUGAUCAAAAUGAUGAAUUCUGGUAUCGUGGCGUCUUCACAUCCGGCUAUCAAGCUCCGAUAUAUGGAAACAGUUGUUAGAUAUGCGGCAUUCUUUGAAGUUCAUACCACUUAUAUACCAAAAGCUCUGGAGAAUUUUGUGGGGGGUGUGCACGACAGCCAUGUGCGCGUCCGAAAUAGGUCAUGGUACCUCUUUUUUCGAUUUGUCAAAACUCUUCGCCAGCACAUCGGUGGGGUUGCCCAAGAGGUGCUGGAGGCAAUUAGCGAUAUUCUCGUCAUAAAGGCUGAAUUGCCGCAAGAUGCCGGAGACAAUGAGAUGUCAUCAGACGAUGCACAGGGUGAGGAUGCUACCUUUGAGAGCCAGCUGCAUCUCUUUGAGGCGGUCGGUUGCCUCUCAUCCAUAAAAUCCGUCGCACUUGAGAAACAAGUGCUUUUUGUGACAACAGUCAUGACCCCGUUAUUUAGGAACAUGGAAAGUACCUUAGAGGCGGCAAAGCAAGGCGAUGCCCGGUGUGUGUUGCAAGUUCAUCACAUCAUGAUGGCUUUAGGUAUCCUGGCUAAGGGCUAUGCCGACGGAACUCCUGGCCCUGGUGUUUCCGCCUCUGUACCUAACGAAUUAGUGGUUCGGGAGUUUGAAAAUGCCUCAGAAAUUAUUUUAGUGUCCCUAGAGUCUCUCCGUAACUGCCCAAAUGUCCGGGAUGCCGCCAGGCGUUCUUUCUCUAAGAUGGUAGUAAUUCUGGGACCGAGGGCUUUGCCUACAUUGCCAAGGUGGCUUGAGGGACUCCUGGCAGAAGAUUCAACAGCUGAAGAGAUUUUGGUAUUCCUGAGACUUUUGAAACAAAUUGUUCAUGGAUUUAAGUCGGAGUUUUAUGAUAUUCUGAAUUCUCUGCUCACCCCACUGUUAAACAAGGUAUUUAGUUCUCUGGGACAAGAGGCAACUGGAACCGACGAUGAAAUCCAAGCGGCAGAGCUGCGGAAAGAAUACCUUGACUUUUUACUUGUUAUUCUAAACAAUGACCUCGGUCUUGUGCUCGUCAGCGAAGUCAACCAACCAAUCUUUGAACAGCUUAUAGGGACAGUUCAGCAUUUCGCCAAAGAGGUCAAUGACCUCCCGACAUCUAAGCUCGCAUUUUCUGUGAUGGGGAAAAUGUCAAUUGUCUGGGGGCCUGCUACCGACUCUGCGAAGGAACAAACGAACGGCAACUUGAAAGAACAGCCACUUCCUGGAUUCGACACAUUUAUGAUUAAGCGUUUCUCAUCCCUUUGCUGGGAGGUUCCAGCGAUGCCUGGCUUCCGUCCAAAGGAUGCUCAAGCAAAGAUGGUUCUUGGCGAGAUCGCCGCCCUACAGAAUAUUCUUUACACUAAGCUCGGGGAAAACUUUAUUCAGUAUUUAGGAACUGUUUACUUUCCAUCUGUCAACCUCCCCCAAGGCCCUGCCGAGGAGUACCUGGUAGCGCUCAGACAGAUGGGGUUCAAGCCCUUCAGGAGUUACUUUCAGGUAGACAUUCAGUGCACGUGCGAUUCUGGGGAAUUGAUUUGCUAA
This is a messenger RNA of Tuber melanosporum (Perigord truffle), 3444 nucleotides long. RefSeq lists its product as uncharacterized. Gene Ontology annotation, cellular component: nuclear matrix; cytoplasm; nuclear pore. Gene Ontology annotation, molecular function: tRNA binding; small GTPase binding. NCBI's taxonomy places the organism in Eukaryota, Fungi, Ascomycota, Pezizomycetes, Pezizales, Tuberaceae. The record is from RefSeq and is a predicted model, not a curated record. The transcript is spliced from 7 exons. Gene Ontology annotation, biological process: tRNA re-export from nucleus. Bases 349 to 3444 code for a protein of 1031 amino acids.